AUGGGCAAGAAGCGUGUUCUCAUCGGUUACGGUGUAGACGUCGAUGCCGUCUCAGGCUGGCUUGGCUCUUACGGCGGGGAGGACUCAUCAAAUGACAUUAGCAGAGGCCUCUUUGCUGGAACGGUUGGUGUGCGGAGAAUGCUCAAGCUGUUCGCCAAGUACGACAUAAAGGCCACUUGGUUCAUUCCUGGCCACAGUCUCGAGACAUUCCCCGAGGAGAUGGCCGCGGUGCGCGACGCUGGGCAUGAGAUUGGGCUUCAUGGUUACUCCCAUGAGAACCCGACGGACAUGUCGCUCGAGCAGCAACAGGACGUGUUGGACAAGACGUACAAGAUGCUUACUGACUUUGUCGGUAAGCCGCCGCGUGGUAGUGUGGCACCAUGGUGGGAGACUAGCAAGGCCGGCGCGCAGCUCCUCCUCGACUACGGCAUCCAAUACGACCAUAGCAUGAGUCACCACGAUUGCCAGGCAUACUAUCUCAGGACAGGCGACUCGUGGACCAAUAUUGAUUACACCAAGAAGGCGGAGGAAUGGAUGAAGCCGCUGGUGAAGGGCCAGGAAACUGGCCUUGUAGAGAUUCCGGCCAACUGGUACCUGGACGACCUACCGCCCAUGAUGUUCAUCAAGUCCGCGCCUAAUAGCCACGGAUUUGUAAAUCCUCGGGACAUUGAGGAUCUCUGGCGGGAUCAGUUCGAUUACUGUUACCGCGAGUAUGACGAGUUCAUCUUCCCCAUUACUGUCCAUCCGGAUGUUUCCGGUCGGCCGCAGGUGCUCCUCAUGCACGAGAGACUUAUUGAAUAUUUCAAGAAACAUGAGGGCGUAGAGUUCGUCACAAUGGAGGAGAUGGCCGCAGAGUUCAGGAAAAAGAAUGAUCCAGCUCCAGGAGCAGUGUUGCCCGCGGCACCGGGGGCCAUCCUCAGACCUGGUUUGUUUUAG
This is a messenger RNA of Scedosporium apiospermum, 936 nucleotides long. RefSeq lists its product as uncharacterized. Gene Ontology annotation, biological process: carbohydrate metabolic process. The transcript has 5 exons. Lineage: Eukaryota; Fungi; Ascomycota; Sordariomycetes; Microascales; Microascaceae. The record is from RefSeq and is a predicted model, not a curated record. Gene Ontology annotation, molecular function: hydrolase activity, acting on carbon-nitrogen (but not peptide) bonds. Bases 1 to 936 code for a protein of 311 amino acids.